CUAAACCACAGAGCCUCGUCUUUUUGUAAACUUAUCUUUCUUUGAGAUUUUUAGUCGUAUCUGUUGCAGUUAAAUUGUUAUAAUCCAAUAUUUUAUUUUGAAAAACAACGAGGUGAGGCGUGAUGAACCACAAAAUCCCAGUGGAGUAGAAGUUAAAGUGUUUAUAAGUCCUUUCUGUGCAUGAGAGGCUUUAAGGUACGAGUCUGCAUGAUUCUGUCUGUGUUAUGAAAAUGACUUUUGGGAGCUCAGCUUUUCUUAUCGUCUCCUUUACCAGGGCCCUUGUUUUUUUUUAUAGAUUUUGUACUCUCAGCACGUGCGAGUUGUCUGUAUUACAGUUUUAUGAUUCCUAAAUUUUGAGCGCAAACGCAGCUUCCUAAGAGAUUUCAGAGAGAUAAUGUGUCUCUUCACCUGAGCAUCAUCGGUCCACAACGCGGAAAAAGCUUCCCAAACUCUGCAGCUGAAGCUCUUUAUGUGAAAACAUGAAUAUGAGUACGGAUGAUCUGGAUGUGAACAGUGGAAUUGACUAUGACCCAAACAUCACCUAUGACUAUCCAGGGGAUGAGCCUUUUGUGAAAAGAGGCAGUGAGGCAGUGUGGGUCCCUGCUCUGUAUGCCAUAGUGUUUUUUGUUGGCAUACUGGGAAAUAUCAUUCUCCUGACAGUUCUGGUUCAAAAGAGGAGACUGUGGAGCAUAUCGGACACCUUUAUUCUCCACCUGAGUAUCGUGGACAUCCUCCUCCUGUUAAUGCUGCCCUUCUGGGCUGCACAGACAACUCAGCUUUGUGACUGGUUUUGGGGAAUUUUGAACCGGGUCUUUGGGGUCGUUUUCAAGCUCAACUACUACUGUGGGAUCUUUCUGCUGGUUUGCAUCAGUAUUCAAAACUAUCUGUCAUCCAUCCGUGGCAUCCAGUUGUAUUCCCACAGGAGGCGCUGGUUAGUUCAUAUCAGCUGCCUAUUAGUUUGGCUUAUCUCUGUCCUCCUCACUGCACCUGACUGGAUUUUCCUGGUGGGUAAAAAUAAUUACACAGAAGAUAAUACUUGUGUUAAUAUCUACCCUCAAUCUGGAACUGACUGGCAGUUGUGGUCACGCCUGCUACACCAUAUAUUUGGCUUGGUGCUACCUGGAAUCAUGUUGAUGAUCUUUUGCUCACAUAUGCUACGGCAGCAGUGCAGCUGUAAUGGCCUCCCAAUCCAGAGAAAUAUCACCGUCAUCCUGUCUCUAGUGGUCGUAUUCUGUCUGUGUUGGAUGCCGUACAACUUCAUACUCGUUUUGGACACUGUCAGGAACAGACUUCAGGAUCCUCCUAACGAUUCACAUGAAGGUUCUGAAAGUUCACUAAAAACACUUCUCAUGGUCACCUCUGCUAUAGGCUGCCUUCACGCCAGCCUGAGGCCUCUGCUGUAUCUCGGCCUGUGUGGAAACUUCAGGCAACACUUACUGGCCAUGCUGAGAUGUAAUAAAAUUGAACCAAAAGGCUCACUCUGGGAUCUUGGUGUAGGCCAGAGACAGCAGCCUGAUCGCGGUCAGGUUCAGCAGGAAGAGCUGGAACAGAUGAUGGUUGUAGAGAGUCAGUUAGCUUAGUGAAGAUGAACAGAGAAACAUGCUCUCUUCUGACUCAGAUGUAAGUAGAACAACUUUACACUCCGGAGAGGAAGUGAAUGGAGUUUCAUGUCAUGAGUUCAAGGGGUGGAGGAUGUUAUUCUGUGUAACUGACAAACAGAUGUUUAUAUAUAAAAAAAUGACUCUCACAUUGCGGACAUGCAUCAUGGUGACAUAUGCUCACCCAAAAGGAUUAAAAGUAGAUAUCUGUAAGUAUCUCUAUGAUCAAGACGACGAGCUGAAACAGAUGAUGGCUGUAGAGAAACAGUCAGUUUAGGGAAGAUGAACAGAGAAACAUACUCUUUCAUGAGAGAGCUCACAUGUGAGCAUGAUGAUGUUACUGUCAUGGUACUGGGUCAUUGACCCACAAUUUUGAGUUUAUUUAGGUCCAUGAUGUAUUUUGUAGAAUGUGUUUUUGCAUCGUUUGGUCUUGUUCUUUCUUUAUAGAGUUAUUGCCAUUCUUAUGUUCAGUUUGAAGCCCUGAUGCUAGUUUGUAGUCUAUUGAGUUUUCUUUUUCCUUUCGGAUCCUGUUUGCCUUGGUAUUGCCUCUGUGUGUCCUCCUCAGUAUCUCCUGCGUUAUUUUGCCUCCCAGUGGAGUCUGUCUUGUCUUGUUUAUUUGCCUGUUUUGUCACGGUCCCCGUGCCUCACCGGCUGAUUCCAUGUUAGGCAACAUGUCUUUGUUUUUGUUCUCUCUCUCUCUCUCUCCCCCUCUUUCCCCUGCCACGGCGAUGCUCACUGCGGGCUCCGCACCUGGCCCACGCACCUGUGCUCAUCAUCACACCUGUCACUGUUUACUACAAUCAGAAGGGCUUUUUAAGAUGGCAGACCUACACUACUCGUCGCUGGAACGUUGAGUCACCCGCGUUAGUGCUUCAGCAAUCUGCUUAAGUCAGUGAGUUUCCCUGUGAUGUAGUGCUAAUUGGAUUUUCUGUGUGUGUGCAUAGAUUCCCCCCGGACCCGUCCCUGUACCCCCGAGUGAGCGAGAGAAGCGACUGGUGGAAAAGGAGUGGGAUUGUUGGGUGAAAGAGCAGAGUGUGGUUUUGGACCCUUCCCCUUCCCCCCUGGAGCCCCGGACCCCUUUCCCAAGCACCUUGUAUAUAUAUUCACCCGGUGACACCACAGUUUCUGCAAAGGUCUCCUGGUCUGCGACUGAGUCCGUUUACAAAACCGUGUCAUGUUUCCCCAGGCAUGUGGGCAUCUGUGCGUGUGUCUGGUUUCCCUCACCCUCUCUGACCGUCACUCUCUCACCCUCGUUCUGUGUCUCCCUAGUCGUGUCUCUGAGUUUCGUCUCCCUUUGCUUACAUGUCCUUGUCUUGUUCUCUGCGUGAGUGUAACUUCCUGUUUUAUUUUGACAGUACCUUAUCUCAUGUGUGUUAUGUUCAGUUUGGCUUCCCUUGUUUUGUUAGUCAGAUUUGUUCCUGAUGUCUUUCCACCUGUUGUCCAUCGUCUCCUUGUAUUUAAGUCCUCAGAUUGUUUCUGUUUGUUGUCAGUCUUUAUGUUGGUCCUCCUGUCAUGGAGGCUGAAGGGCAGCACUGGUAGUCGCCAGUAUUUUUAGUUCUUGAUUUCACUGUUGCAGCAUGGAUACUGGGAAUGUGCAGACAGGACACCGGAUGACAACAGCAUGUAGUGUUGUUUGUUUUUGUUGGCAGAUUUUAAUCCUGCUCUAAAUGUGUCUUAUGCUUAAAACUGAGGACUAGCAAUAAAAUAAGUCUUCAUUUAAAAUGUUUACUUUUUUUUAAUUUACGUAGCAGAUUUUUGCUCAAAAUGUGUGUUUAUGUCUAAAACAUUUUUUGUAGUUUUGCACAUGUUACAGUACACAUUUCUAAGAUUUAACAUUUUUUACAGUGUUAAGUUUUUUGUUUGUUUUUGGGUCAGUGUUAAGUUUUUUGUUUGUUUUCCUGACUUUUCCACAGAAAAGUCAGGAAAGGUAGCUGUGCAAGUGGCUACUUUUAGCAUCACACCUGACACCGUUUCUCCCAGAAUGCACUGUUCAGAAAGAUUCUUUCUGUGUCUCUAAUAUAUCUCUUAUGUCUUCUGCAGAUAUGCUUUGAUGUUAAUUAUUUCCUAUAUACCAAAAUGUACCAAAUACUUGACAGUUAUUCUGUUAUUGUCAGUCUUAUACAUAUUUUUGAAACAGUGUGCAAACAUGCUAAAUGAAUUGUGCAUACUAAAUGUAAAUUUAAAUGUGAAUUUAGUGCAUAAUUGUGAAA
Molecule: messenger RNA, 3808 nt
Organism: Oreochromis aureus
Lineage: Eukaryota; Metazoa; Chordata; Actinopteri; Cichliformes; Cichlidae
Product: C-X-C chemokine receptor type 3-like
Exons: 3
Coding region: 480-1580 (366 amino acids)
Biological process (GO): G protein-coupled receptor signaling pathway; immune response
Cellular component (GO): membrane
Molecular function (GO): G protein-coupled receptor activity
Source: RefSeq, a predicted model, not a curated record